This is a messenger RNA of Chironomus riparius, 500 nucleotides long. The record is from the annotation of a GenBank genome assembly. Lineage: Eukaryota; Metazoa; Arthropoda; Insecta; Diptera; Chironomidae.
GUUUUUCUAGUAAACAGUUGUCAAAAAAUCAUUAAUUUCAUAUUUAUACAGUAUAUUAAAUCAUUUAACACUUACUAAUCAUAAUGGCAGCAAUACCAAGUGAUGAUGUCUUUGACACAACAGAAUUUGAUGAAGAGGAAGCUCAGGAAGAUUAUGCUGAAAUUACAGGAGGCAGGAAGCGGUUAUUUAGCAAGGAAUUACGCUGUAUGAUGUAUGGAUUUGGCGAUGAUCAGAAUCCAUACACAGAAAGUGUUGAUUUAUUAGAGGAUUUAGUCAUUGAAUUUAUUACGGAACUUACACAUAAGGCUUCAGAAAUUAGGAACAAGAGCGGAAAGGUUCAAUGCGAGAAUAUCAUUUUCCUAGUAAGAAAAGAUCCCAGAAAAUAUGCGAGAGUUCGUGACCUACUUACAAUGAACGAAGAGCUGAAAAAAGCUCGAAAGGCUUUCGAUGAAGUUAAAUACGUCUCAAAUUAAUUAUCGUUUCCUUUAUUUCUUAAAAAC